UUGUAUAUGUAACUGCUGGAAAUGAGGUAAAUCAUGUUUCCUUUUUUUCUUUCUGGACAGGAUAAGAGCACCUUGGAAUAAAUGUGACUACAAGAUUUUGCACUGGCWACACCUGCCUUGGAAAGCCAUGGCUGCUGCCCCUCAUCUGAAUUCRGAUGCGCUCCGAGAGGUCCUGGAAUGUCCCAUUUGCAUGGAAUCCUUUACUGAGGAGCACCUGAGACCCAAGCUGUUGCACUGCGGGCACACGAUCUGCAAACAAUGCUUGGAGAAACUCCUGGCAAACAGCAUUAAUGGGAUUCGAUGCCCCUUUUGUAUCAAAAUCACACGGAUCACAAAUUUAGCUCAGCUGACUGACAAUCUUACUGUUCUGAAAAUCAUAGACACCACAGGACUAGGGGAAGUGGUGGGUCUUCUCAUGUGCAAGGUUUGUGGGAGAAGGUUGCCUAGACACUUUUGCAAGAGCUGUAGCUUGGUGUUAUGUGAGCCCUGCAAGGAGACAUCACACGUGCCCCAAGGGCACAGUGUCAUUGCCAUCAAAGAGGCUGCGGAAGAACGUAGGAGGGAGUUUGGGACAAGGCUUGCCAGGCUUCGGGAGCUCAUGGGGGAUCUGCAGAAAAGAAAAGCGUCUCUUGAGGGCGUCUCAAAAGACUUGCAAUCAAGAUACAAAGCUGUUCUGCAGGAUUACAGCAAAGAAGAGCGCAAGAUCCAGGAAGAAUUGGCCAGGUCACGCAAGUUCUUCACCACCUCUUUGUCUGAGGUGGAGAAGGUAAAUAAUCAGGUAAUGGAGGAACAAGCUUAUCUGCUGAAUUUAGCAGAAGUGCAGAUAUUGUCUCGCUGUGACUACUUUCUUGCCAAAAUAAAGCAAGGAGAUAUAGCUCUCUUGGAGGAGGCAGCAGAUGAGGAAGAACCAGAGCUGACCAACAGUCUCCCAAGGGAGCUGACUCUUCAAGAAGUUGAGCUCCUCAAGGUGAGCCACGUGGGACCACUGCAGAUUGGGCAGGUGGUGAAAAAGCCUCGGACUGUUAACAUGGAGGAAUCGCUCAUGGAAACUGCUGCGUCCUCAUCGGCAUCGUUUAGGGAGCCAGACUUGGUGCAGGAGGAAGCCAGCUGCACUCCCAAUUCCUCCCCGGCAAAGCCAAGGAUGCCCGAAGCAGCGGCCAGCAUCCAGCAGUGUUACUUCAUCAAGAAGAUGGGCUCCAAGGGCAGCCUGCCCGGGAUGUUCAAUCUCCCUGUCAGCCUGCAUGUCACUCUGCAAGGAGAGGUACUCGUUGCAGAUCGGGGUAAUUUCCGAAUCCAGGUUUUCACCCGCAAAGGCUUUCUGAAGGAGAUCCGCCGGAGCCCUAGUGGAAUCGAUAGCUUUGUAUUAAGUUUCCUGGGAGCAGACUUACCCAAUUUGACUCCCCUUUCUGUCACCAUGAACUGCCACGGCCUGAUCGGGGUGACUGACAGCUACGACAACUCUGUGAAGGUGUACACCAUGGACGGCCACUGCGUGGCAUGUCACCGCAGCCAGCUCAGCAAGCCCUGGGGCAUCACGGCCCUGCCCUCGGGGCAGUUUGUGGUGACCGACGUGGAAGGGGGAAAACUCUGGUGUUUCACAGUAGACCGUGGCGUUGGGGUGGUCAAGUACAGCUGCUUAUGCAGCGCGGUGCGCCCCAAGUUCGUUACCUGUGAUGCUGAAGGGACUAUAUAUUUUACUCAAGGGCUGGGACUCAACCUGGAAAACCGCCAGUACGAGCAUCACUUGGAAGGAGGCUUUUCCAUUGGCUCGGUGGGGCCAGACGGGCAGCUGGGGCGCCAGAUUAGCCACUUCUUCUCGGAGAACGAGGACUUCAGGUGCAUUGCUGGGAUGUGCGUAGACGCCCGGGGAGACCUAAUUGUUGCCGAUAGCAGCCGUAAAGAAAUUCUUCAUUUUCCCAAAGGAGGCGGCUACAAUAUCUUAAUCCGGGAAGGCCUCACAUGCCCGGUUGGUAUUGCCAUUACUCCGAAAGGGCAGCUCUUAGUGCUUGACUGUUGGGAUCACUGCAUUAAGAUCUACAGUUACCACCUGAGAAGAUACUCCACUCCCUAAAGGCAAUGCUGGAGGCAAAGCCCCUCUUGCCCUUCUACCCUCUUCCAGCCUCACUGCAAUUUGACAGAAACCAAUGUCAAAAUUUUCAGGUAGAUGAUGCCAUAACCCAAAAGGGUUUGGCCCAGAGGCCAUCAUAUUUUGUGUUCAGAAGCAAAAUAGCUUGUGUAGUGGUGUUCUGCAUUUUUUAAAUCAGUACGAUAAAAAAGAGCAAGCAGGAGGAAGAGGACACUUUGGGGUUCUGUGUUAAAUGACUAGUUACUCCGUAAACCUCUUCACCUUCUUAYGCCACAUCUCCUACUUCAAGCUGCAACCGUUGCAUCUUUCUUUGUGCCAUAAAYGCUGACUGAUUGCUCUAAAUCACUUCCCUUAGAGGACUUAGAGAAGGAUCCUCUUGCUGGGGUACUUGCAAGGAACUCAGUUGUCUGGGCAACCGCUAGAGAAAGCAAUUUCCAGUUGUGGCACCGCAUAAAACAAAAUAGUCCUCCUAAACUGCACAGAGAUGGAGCCCAGAGAUGGAGCCUUCCUCUCAGACUGAACCGUGAGGUCUUCCUCUCCAUGGCGUUCCGCGGAUUGCCCGUCGUGCUGUUUGUGAACCCUGCCUGUUAACUGUGAAGCCAGCACAGUGCAAUCAUGGGAGACUGAGCCGAGCCCGGAAACUGCCCUCUGAUGGCAAUGGGAUUGUUAUUUCUAUUAAGAGUUUGACUAGUUAAAAGGGGGUAAAUUAAGGAUGAGGGGAAAAAAAAUAAGUAUGGGAAACUACUGUUGGUAUCCACGGGUGUUUUAUUAUUAAAUGUAUCUUAGAAACUGUCUUUGGAAGGCAUGCUUGGUAUCUGAAGUGUGGGAGGGGGGAGGAGAGGGAAGAGAUGGGGGAGUGAGACUGGGAAAUUGUAGUAAACAACAUUAAAUGCUAUAAUACACAGCGUCUCCACCUGCACUUCACUAUCCCCCUUUCCAGCCCACUGCAGUUCCCGAUAGGUUUGCACCAACCUGCACUUUGUAUGUGAAAGCUACUUUAGCUUGAUAUGGGGAUAGGAGGGAUUUAUCUUUUCUUUUUCUUUUAUUUUUUUCUUAAUACUUGGAAACCUUUUCAUUGGUGCACUGCCUUUUUUUUUUUUCUCUUUGCACAGCAAAAUGCUACAUUCCUCAUCUUCUUUUUAAUGGCACCAGCAGGCACCAGAGUUCAUGUUCAUGAUGGCUUUGGGCCAAAUGAAGCACAAAACUGCAGCUGUGUGAACCAAGGCCCCCACAGUGCUGCUCUCCUGGCUGAUAAACACGUACCUCAGUGUGGUGCUGCUCGCCUAGAAUAGUUUAUUGAAGAAAAGAUGUGCUUAAAUAGGACACAGUAGUAGAGUGUUAAUCUGCCACAGAUAAUAGUUACGCUGCAGUGCAUUUAUUUGUUGCUAUCAACAAUGUAGUUGCAAAUUUGGGGGCACCACAGACAAUUUAAAAGCUGACUUUAUAGUGGCUGCCAAGCUACGGUGAAUUGUUUGCUGUUUGUGCUACCACCUAUGUGCAAUAGGUGAUUUAAGAUUUUUAGAAUUAUUUUCGGUGAAACAGCAAUGUAAAAACAGGCUUCAGCCAAUUGCUUGGCCCUUAGUUUCUGAAGGAGCACUGAGAGCAGAACCCUUUUGGGCCGGUUCUUAUUCUCCCCCGCUCCUGUUCUAUUCAGCUAAAAAGCAGAGCAGGGGCAGCACAAAGACCAGGCAGCCGUGUGGCCGGCUGCACCGUGACCAGGGGAACCUCCUGUUUCCGUGCUCUAAAGUGCUGGGAGAGGCUCGUGGUGCAGGUGCUGAGCCGGGAUUAGUGGCACAGGAGAUUGUGGAAGACACUGAGGGAGUCAAAGCAAUUUUAAAAAUCCCCCUUCUCCCCUGAGCUGCUGUGUGUAUUUACCGAGGCUACCGUCUUCCAUGUAACUAUUGAUAAUUUCAGCUUCUCGCUGUUGGGGUGGGAGGGGGGUCGCCUAAUGUUUCUAACAGCUUUGGGCAGCCGAUUGCACCUCGUAUGUGUGUUUUGGGGAGGUGACGACUAUUACUGGGACCUUCUGCAGUUAAUUAUAUUGUUACUCAAGGCGUUUUUCCAGUAUUAUGCUCAUGGCUGUUUCUCUCCUUCUGAUCUCCUUUAAAACAUCUCUUCUGUUCUUAAGAACUGCUUCAAGCAGGAAGCUACCAUGGACCUGAAUAACUGCAGCAAUAUUAUCUGUGAUAAUAUGUACCUCUGUCAUACUCUGUUCCAAUGGAAUUUUUUUUGCAAUAAAUGCCAUGCUACCAGUAA
Nothoprocta perdicaria is the source of this 4342-nucleotide messenger RNA. It is a transcript of the gene TRIM32, whose product is annotated as tripartite motif containing 32. Gene Ontology annotation, molecular function: zinc ion binding; protein binding. The coding region runs from base 128 to 2071 and encodes 647 amino acids. The transcript has a single exon. Lineage: Eukaryota; Metazoa; Chordata; Aves; Tinamiformes; Tinamidae. The record is from RefSeq and is a predicted model, not a curated record.